AUGGUGACGCCUCCUCCCAAGUUUGGCAUGAUCUACAAUCUCAGCGAUGGAUCUUUCUAUUGGCUGCCAAUUUUCAUUCAUCCGGACGAGCCGCUCGUGAAAACGCCAUUUUUCUCCAUUUUAUAUGUUUUCGAGGUGAUGAGCAAUGGAAAAAGCUCUCUACGUGGUUUUUCAGGUGAUGAGCAUCCUGCUGACGUUGAUGUACAUGUGGUCAGUUAUUAAAGUUCAGCAUCAGAUGAAAGUUUUCCACGCAAACCUGACCAAUUCAUUGUCGAUUUUGGCUCUCUAUUAUUAUAUUCCGGCUGUUUCGAGAUUCUUCUUGCUUAGUUAUCAGCUUGGAGUAAUCAGUAUUCAAGGUGAGUCUAUUAAGGCGCGUGAAAAAUGAUCUAAAAAAUUAACUCUUUGAAGAAACGUAAUAAACAUAGUUUUCAGGCACCCCGGAACGCGAUCCGAUCCUCCUUACCGCCUCUUUCGGACGACUAUUCUACUUUGGCCUAGGUAUCGGAUUCUUACCGGCUGUUUUCAUUGAAAGAUGUUGCUCAACAAUAUUCGUGGAAGAUUACGAGAAAAAAGAGAGAGCUUGGAUUACCGUAGUUUUGAUGAUAUUUCUUCACACGGUUGCCAUUGCCUUCGCUUUUUCCACAAUGCGGCGUGAGAAUUUUUCUGUUUUUCUUUUUUCCAUUUUAUUUUUUUAUCAAUUAUAUUUUAUUUAUCAAAUUGCUCAUUCAGGUUUCUAUGCUUUGCAUUUUUUCUUAAUUUUCGUCUUAUUUAUAUGCUUGGCCUCUUGUGGAGGCUUCAUUUGGCUGUGUCGAACCAACAAAAGACGUCUUGAGCGGAUUUCUAAUUCUCUGCAUAUGAUCAACACCUAUACAUUGUCUAUUAGGUUUCAAACUUCGGAGAAUAUUCGCUCCAUGAAGGUUUGCUAUUUUUCCAGUUUUCCCAGUAAAUGGUAAUUAGUAUGAUAAAGACUGCGUUGUUGCAUUAUUUUAGUGCGCCUGACCAAAACCGACUUGCUCGGGGUGUUAUUUAAAAGCAAUACAACAGAUUUAGAGGCAUUCCAAUUGCGACCAUGGUGUAUCUAUUAAAACUAAAUUUUAUUCAUUUUUUUCUUUUCGUAUCCAAAUUUCGUGCAGAACUUCAUUACCACUAUUUGAAGUUCAGGAUUUUUUGAAGAAAAAAGCAAUUAGAAAUAAUGAAUUCAUUUCUCUCAUCAUGAAGAAUUAUUUUACUGAAAAAGGUCUUUUUCAUUUUUUAUCUGAUUGAGACGCCCAAAUAGUUGAUUAAUUAAAACCUACCAUUUCGCUCAUUUUUGAUAAUUCUUUUUAAAUUAAUUUUUUUCCGUAAAGCUUGCUUCAUGAUGUCGCUAUUUCAACUUGAGACUUCUAUAGUUACAAUUACUUCAGAUGAUGGGCCGUUUAAUCUUCGUAGCUGCAAAUAUGCUUUUAAUUGCACUUGCUUUGAUCGGAAUCGGUGGGUAUACCAUUGAAGUAAAUCAUACCAUAUCUCUAAUUUGCUACGCUUUUUUUGACCUGCUCUUCUCAAUGUGAGUUUCAAUUUCAAGGAUUUUUCCAUUGAUGAUGAAGGAAAAGGUUGGCAAAAAUUAGGACCACGUUCUGUGCUUUUUUUCAACUUUUUUUUUUACUUUUAUUAGGUUGGCCUAGGUUCAUUUUGAUUUUUUUUUUGUCAAAAUAGGCAAAAACUCUUGUAAAGCCCAAAGUUGGGAGAAAUCAAAACUUUUCUUUUAAUGACUUCGUGAUUUUUUAAUUUCUUCCAUUUGAAAAAUUGUUUCGGAUGUUUUUGUUUAUUUUGAAACUAGCCCAAAAAAAUUAGAUGAGUAAUCUGCCAUGUGGCGCUCAUAAAUUACCCUUACUUUUUUGGCAUUUUUUUUAAUCAUGGCUCGGACCCCGGUAACAAAAACCGGACAUUUCUGAGAAGCUCUAGGAACUUAAGAGUGCUGACACAGUGGUCAUUAGAAAUACCCCGAAACGUCCGAUUCGCGUUGGACCGAGGUCCGAGUAAGUGCGAUUUUGCUAUUUUCCCUCUUUCAGUUUCCCACAUAUCGCUGUUGGAGUCGCUAUUCACCAUAUAAGGCGGUGGCGAGAAAUCUUCCGUUCCUCAGUACAUCAACAUCUUGGGAUUUGCCAAAUGAACGAAGUCAGCUGCAACGACGUUGCUCAAUACAAAAACAACGACGCCAAAGUUUAUUUUGACCAGCUCAAACAGUCGUGGGCUUGA
Caenorhabditis auriculariae is the source of this 2235-nucleotide messenger RNA. The record is from the annotation of a GenBank genome assembly. NCBI's taxonomy places the organism in Eukaryota, Metazoa, Nematoda, Chromadorea, Rhabditida, Rhabditidae.